Zychaea mexicana is the source of this 1223-nucleotide messenger RNA. RefSeq lists its product as uncharacterized. Gene Ontology annotation, biological process: telomere maintenance via telomerase. Gene Ontology annotation, molecular function: telomeric repeat DNA binding; telomerase RNA binding. Gene Ontology annotation, cellular component: telomerase catalytic core complex. The record is from RefSeq and is a predicted model, not a curated record. The coding region runs from base 6 to 1223 and encodes 405 amino acids. The transcript has 14 exons. NCBI's taxonomy places the organism in Eukaryota, Fungi, Mucoromycota, Mucoromycetes, Mucorales, Lichtheimiaceae.
AUUGUAUGCAGAGUAUGAACAAGGACGAAAAUGACGAGCGAAUUAUACAAGUUAAUCAUACAAAUACGACGACGCAAGAACUAUUGUCUCCCGCUUGGGAUGCCAUGCUAUGCUGUGUUGGCGAAAAAGUCAUGCGCCGUUUGUUGAAGGAUACCAUUAUGCUCGCACGGAUCGACAACGGCCCGCGGAUAAACGUGGUUGUGGAUUGCGUUCCUUCUACAGUGCGCUCUGAUGUGAAAAUAGACAUGAAUACGUACAGCAUUAUACCGGGUAGAAUGAUGUAUAAUAAGCGUUUUGAUGGACGGCCUCGAACAAUGAUGAAAGAGAACUCCUUGGAGCAGUUAAAAAUCAUGUUUCCCAAUGAGUUUUCAAAAAGAUCCAGAAAGUUCCCAAAACGGCUCGAUACAGUUAAUAAUAUUGUGGAGCAAAUUAUACAGAAAAACGCACGAUCCAAACCUAUGUCAGCGCUAGCACAUACUUGUGCACGUCCUAAAGACGGUCCUAUGGAUAAAAUGACGACUUCUCCCAAUGCAAUAUACCAAUUCGCUGUCAAGCAAGUUAAACGGGUGUUUCCUAUCGAGUUUUGGGGAUCUGAACGCAAUCUUCUUCUGGUACUGAAAGUCAUCAGACAAGCCAUGAAUCUUCGAAAACGAGAAACAUUAGAUCUUAAGGAUGCGUUACGAGAAUUUAAUUCUUACUUUUAUGUGACAGAAUCCAGUACCGUCAACAACCGCAUGUCAUUUUUUCACGCUGAUAUAUGGAAACAAAAAACGCAAUCAUUGGUUGAUGGACUUGUGGAGAAACGAUAUGAAAGAGUUGCAUACACUCCAGAAACAGUAGCGUCACUCCGAAUCGUACCAAAGGGUGCUAGUAUGCGUCCCAUUACCAACAUGAACUGCUUUGAUUCCAUCGAUCAAGGCUUACUACUUGAGAUAUUGAAGGAAAAGUUAAAGGAGGCGUACCUCAAGGAUCAUGUUUAUCUACGAUACUUUCCGACCAUUUCUAUAUCCACAUGGAAAAUCAAUGUUUACCCUUUAUUAAAGAGGAUCCACAAGCAAUAUGUUGACGAUUUUCUGUUGGUAACUCCUAACAAAGACACCAUUGAAAAGUUCUGCAAAUUCAUAUAUACAGGUGCCGACCGAUAUGGAACAACAUUUUCUGCUGCUAAAUCUGUCACCACUGCCAAUGUUGACUCUGUCCAACUAUGGACUGAAACUGGGUAG